Molecule: messenger RNA, 1977 nt
Organism: Penicillium bovifimosum
Lineage: Eukaryota; Fungi; Ascomycota; Eurotiomycetes; Eurotiales; Aspergillaceae
Product: putative protein kinase (Lkh1)
Exons: 6
Coding region: 1-1977 (658 amino acids)
Biological process (GO): protein phosphorylation
Cellular component (GO): nucleus
Molecular function (GO): protein kinase activity; ATP binding
Source: RefSeq, a predicted model, not a curated record
AUGUCAACCCCGUCUACAGCCACUGCGACGCAUCCCUCUCAUCACCAGGCUUACGGAUACCCUCAUCACCCCCCGUAUCAACCGAAUCCUUCCUACCCGACUUCGACCGCUGCGGCAGGAACUCGCCUCGCGAAUCCUUACCCUGUUUCGGUUUCUUCUCCCACAACUACCACCCUUCCCUACGCUCAACCUCCCAGAAUCCCCCCGGCAACGACCCCAUCAGCCAUGACCCAUCAAAGUGGCUCCAGUGCGGCUCCCUCUGGCGGGAGCCGUAAGAAGAAACCAGACUGGACCGAGUUCUACAAGAAUGGCCUUCCUAAGGAAGUCAUUGUGAUCGACGAUAGUCCCGGACCAGAGCCCUCCAGUGGUGCCCCAGCUCGUCCUGCAUACGCUGCUGCCAGACAACCUCCGGCGGCUCCUCAACCCGCUGGAAAGAGGCGGCGCACGGGGAUUGAGACUGCCUACGAUCUGGGUCACUAUGAUCGCCCGUCCUUCUCAAUCAAUCCUCAACAUUACGGCGAGGAAUCUUCGGCUACUUCUCUAUCGACCGAUCGAACCGCAUCUUUACACACAACAGCCCCGACAUCGCUUGGUUCACAAGGCAGUUCGGGCGCGAGCAACGGUGUAUAUUAUGAGGACAACACAGUGGGUCAAAAGCGGAAACGCGCCACCCGGAAGUCGACCCGCGAUGAGCAAAAGCGACGAGAGUUGGAGACCAACGGGGACGCAUUCCUAAGUUAUGUCCCUCCGCCGAAGCCGCCGAUCAAGGCAAAGGAUGUCCCUGUGCCUGUUAUCCGCGAUUACACAAGUACCUUGAACAAGAAGUUCGAUGAUGACGAUGGCCAUUACAUUGUCACACCUGACACGCCAUUAACAGAUCGAUACUCUGUGAUCAAACUUCUAGGACAAGGCACCUUCGGCAAAGUAGUCGAAGCCUAUGAUAAGCAGCGCAAGGCUCGCUGCGCAGUCAAGAUUAUACGCUCGAUCCAAAAGUACCGAGAUGCAUCUCGUAUCGAGCUGCGAGUCCUGUCAACUCUGGCUUCGAACGACAAAAGCAACCGCAACAAAUGCAUUCAUCUACGGGAUUGCUUCGAUUUCCGAAAUCAUAUCUGCAUUGUCACCGAUCUUUUAGGACAGAGCGUGUUCGAUUUCCUCAAGGGCAAUGGCUUUGUGCCAUUCCCGAGCAGUCAAAUCCAGCAGUUCGCUCGCCAGCUGUUUACAAGCGUUGCCUUUCUCCAUGAUCUGAACCUCAUCCAUACCGACCUCAAACCCGAAAACAUCCUCCUCGUCAGCAACGCCUACCAGACCUUUACCUACAACCGCACCAUCCCGUCUUCUUCACAUGCCACGAAUCGCAAUGCGCGCCAGCGCCGCGUCCUUCUCGAUGGCGAAAUCCGUCUCAUCGACUUCGGUUCCGCCACCUUCGACGACGAAUACCACUCAUCCGUUGUCUCCACUCGUCACUACCGAGCUCCGGAAAUCAUAUUGAAUCUAGGCUGGAGCUUCCCAUGUGAUAUCUGGAGUAUUGGGUGUAUCCUGGUUGAAUUCUUCACCGGGGAUGCUCUGUUCCAGACACAUGACAACCUUGAACAUCUGGCAAUGAUGGAGGCCGUGAUUGGCAGUCGGAUCGACACUGGUCUGGUGAAGAAGGUCAUGGCGGGUGGCCGAAAUGGGAACAGCAACUCUGCUGCAGAGUACUUCAACCGAUACAAGCUCGACUAUCCCAACACUGAGACUACCCGGGCCUCGCGGAAGUACGUGCGUGCGAUGAAACCUCUGACGGAGUUCAUCCCCACAUCUACCCCAUUCAACCGGUCAUUCCUCGAUCUAUUACGAAAAAUCUUCGUGUACGAUCCUAAGAACAGGAUCACUGCCAAGGAGGCAUUGAAACACCCGUGGUUUAAAGAGACCCUCGUCGACGAUGGCACCGAGGCUUACCGGAUAGGCCAGGGACUCCACCGUCAAGGGCGUUCCUAG